Messenger RNA from Uncinocarpus reesii 1704, 894 nucleotides. RefSeq lists its product as uncharacterized. Gene Ontology annotation, cellular component: mitochondrion. The transcript is spliced from 2 exons. Bases 1 to 894 code for a protein of 297 amino acids. The record is from RefSeq and is a predicted model, not a curated record. Lineage: Eukaryota; Fungi; Ascomycota; Eurotiomycetes; Onygenales; Onygenaceae. Gene Ontology annotation, molecular function: acyltransferase activity, transferring groups other than amino-acyl groups.
AUGUGCCGCUGGAACGACGAUGGCAAUCUGAGUCUCGCGGUGUCGGAAAUCUCGAACCCAGCGCGUGUUUGCGGCCUCAUUGGGUUCAACACGAGGGACGGCCGAAUGGAAGUGGGAUACCUCAUCCACCCCGACGUCUGGGGCAAAGGCUACGCAACUGAAGCUGUGCAAGCCUCGAUUCAAGCGUGGUGGGAAGGCUAUGAGGGCGUCACGCCAAGGGAGCACUUGAAGGAUGAGCUGUACGCCUUCACGCACGCAAACAAUGAGCGUAGCUAUCGAGUUCUCAAGAAGUCACAUCGAGAGAUCAUAACUGUAACUAUGCAGCUACAAAGUAUCAAUAUUCUCACCAUGAAAGACCAGCCCGGAAGCCAGGACAGUUCAUCUAUUCAAUCCCUCACUGUCAACAUGGCGGAAACAUCGGACGCCCCCCCUCCCAGCCACUCCUCCCGCAUAUCCAAUUCCACCAAACUCCUCCUCGGCGGCUCACUUUUCUUCGUCCUCUCCACGCUCAUCACCCGUCGCUCCCUGAGCCGCCGUCGCCUCGCCUCCAUCCCACCAUACUAUACCAGCGCCACAAAUCACAAACCGCCUGUCAAUGGAGCCAUGGAGGCCCUGGAGGCACUCAAUAUCGCUACUAUCAACGUCGCUAGCUUGGCCAUGAUUGGGGUCGGCGGUGCCAUGUACGCCUUCGAUGUCAAUGGGAUGGACGACUUGAGAAGAAAGGUGCGCGGCGGUUUGGGCGUCGACGGGUCGGGAAGGAGUGAGAAGGAGGUGGAGGAGGAGCUGGAGGAGUGGGUGGUCACCGUCCUCAAUAGAAAGGCGGAGAAGGAGAAGAAUGCUGGGGAUGAGUCCCGAGAGAAGUCCUGGCUCAAUGAACGAGGAAAGGAGAGAUAG